This is a messenger RNA of Cladocopium goreaui, 1941 nucleotides long. Lineage: Eukaryota; Dinophyceae; Suessiales; Symbiodiniaceae. The record is from the annotation of a GenBank genome assembly.
AUGGUGGAGCUUCCCGAAGAUGAUGAUGGGUAUGGCCUCUUUCGCACAGUGACCCCACAUACUCCUACUGCACCAGCUGCGUCUACUGCCAGGAAAGCUACCCCUGGCCCUACUAAGGGGAAACCGAAAAAGCGGGCUGCCAGUAGCACAGGUUCGGCCGCCCACAAACAGGCACAUGGGUCAUCGAUGGCACUAGACCUCCCAGAUGAUGAUGAUGCUGGCUUUCAGAUUUCACAACCCUGCUCUGUUUCAAAACCCUCAACUUCGUCUGCAAGAGUUCCAAGGGUACCAGGUGGUCAGUCUGAUGAUUUAGUUUUGGACUGUGAAGAUGCAACACUGAAGAUUGCAGCUAGCAACAUAGACUCUGUGAUUCAUCACCCGCACCAAGAUUUGAUGAAGCUGAUGGAGUCGCCCGACCCUGAACCAUCGGCACGAUGUCAUGCAUGGGAAUUCUUUAGCAUUCCCAGGAUAACCCCAAAGAUUAGAGAGCUUGGGGGCCGAGCUCGACGUAGCUAUGACCUUCGACAUUUCUGGGAUUUGGGAGAGGCUGAAUUUAUUAGAGUGGCCAUCCAAGACUUGCUCUUACUUCGACCCCUGUUCAUCAUCCUAUCACCACCCUGCACUAUGCUGUCACAACUCCAGCAUUCAAACUGGAAAAGGAUGAAGGUAGUGCAGCGCUGGGUGCGCCUCCUCGAAGGGCUUCUUCUGAUUGACAGCGGGAUGUGGAUGGCAGCCAUUCAGAUUCUCCUCGGUCAUUUUUUCAUCUUUGAACACCCUGCUUACUCACUAGCUUGGGAACGCGAGUCAGUAAAGAAUGUUCGUGAUCAAGAAGGAGUAGUGCAGUGCUUCUUCGACCAAUGCCAAUUCGGCCUUGUUUCACCAGGUGGUAUCCCCAUGAAAAAAGCAACUUGUCUUCUCACCAAUAGCAGGGCUGUAGAAAAGGUGUUCAAGGACAAAUAUUGUGACCAGUCCCAUUCCCACCAGAGGAUUGAGGGAUCCGAGCAGGGUGUGCGACGCUCCCAAUUUGCACAGGCUUAUCCCUCACCCAUGGUGAAUGGCAUUUGCACAGCCAUCUUGGAAGAGGCCAAGAAUUUUGAAGCCUUUCAGCUCCGCAAUGUCGACCACACUCAAGCUGCAGCUUGUGGUCCAGUCGAUACUCCAUGUGAUGCUCCUGUGCCGUCAGAGGUGGACACAGCGACCACAUUGGCUUUGGGGUCGAUCUUUGACGCAACCUAUGAAGAUGUCACCAAGUUGAUAGAAAGUGCUGGUGGGCCACGACAGUUCCUACACCAGUCUUUCCCAAUCCGGGCGGAAAGGCACAGUCGAAUCGCUGCAGUUCUGAUGAAAGCCAUAGGUGCAGAGGAUGAACAAGCCCCUUUCUUCUUGCCCCUUUGGGCAUUCAGCGCUGAGACAGAAAGCUCCCUUCGUGAACCACCAACCCUGGAUGUCACCACAAAGUUGAUCAACAACUUUGAACGAGUCCCACAAGUUCUGAAGAAUUCUUUGCAGCGGAUCAAAUGCAAGCAUAUCCGAUUGAAAGAUCGGCAAUCUGAGCUGUUCUUCAACAUGAAGCGGAGUGCCAAGAGCAGCAUCAGGAAUGAUGAUGCCCCCAAGCAUGACCGAAUUGUUGGCUUCAAGGCGAGUGCGGCCAAGGUGCUGCUUGAAUUGCCGGAACCUGCGCGCAACUGGCUUAAGAACUCAAAAGAUUCGGUCACCCUGUUGUUUGAGAUGGUUCAUGCACAAUUCUCCAACACUAAACCUGAACACCGGAGACGAGUGACCAAGCUUGAGUUGGAAGGCAAGGCAGAGGUGACUGCAUGCGCAUGUUCUGUUGUGGAAGAGCUCACCGCACAGAUCCCCAAUGUGGAAGAAGCACUUCGCACAAAGUUGCCCGGCCAUAUCUUGUGGGGCAAUACUUGUACUCCCUAUUGUGUUUGUUAA